Messenger RNA from Anopheles cruzii, 2555 nucleotides. It is a transcript of the gene Faf2, whose product is annotated as FAS-associated factor 2. The transcript is spliced from 2 exons. Gene Ontology annotation, molecular function: ubiquitin binding. Lineage: Eukaryota; Metazoa; Arthropoda; Insecta; Diptera; Culicidae. Bases 306 to 1637 code for a protein of 443 amino acids. Gene Ontology annotation, cellular component: endoplasmic reticulum. The record is from RefSeq and is a predicted model, not a curated record.
CUUCGUAGCACCGGACAGUGUCGAAGGAACGAUCGACGAACCCUGCUAACUUGUUGAUGGGUGGUGCACACGAUUGUGGCAGCGGUGGCGUUAAGCAACGUGCUGAUUAAAGCACCCACUAUUCGUUUAGAAAGUCAUCGAAACUCGAUUCCACCAUACCGCCACCGGAAACGCCGAUACCGAAACAAAUCGCCUAAAGGUACAAAGAAACAACCGAAUUACGACAGCGGCGUUGGAGCAGGUGCAAAACACGGAUUUCCUCGGAACUAGCCACGGUGUGACAAACCCGCCGAUUCGCUCGCACCAUGGAUAACGAUGGCUUGUCGAACGAGCAAACGGAAAAAGUCCUACAGUUCCAGGACAUAACCGGUCUGGACGAUAUGAACGUUUGCCGUGACAUUCUGAUACGGCACCAGUGGGACUUGGAGGUAGCAUUCCAGGAGCAUUUGAACAUCCGCGAAGGUCGGCCCUCCGCUUACGCGACGGAAUCUCGAGCACCCGCCGUCGUCAAUGAUCGGUUCCUGCAGCACGUUUUCUCCAGCGUCCGGGCCAACAAUUCGCCGCCUCCGAACGGGAUCGGGGGGCUGAUAGGGUAUAUGUUUAACUAUAUCGUCAACUUCUGGUACAGUGCCCUUUCGUCGCUGGUGUCGACAUUUGUGGGCCUCUUCCGCGACCAGGAAAGCAUUCCGGCCGAUCCGCUCGGCGAUGUGCUGCGGUUCAUUCAGACGUACAAUGAAAAGUACCCGGAGCAUCCGGUGUUCUACCAGGGCACCUACUCGCAGGCCCUGAACGAUGCCAAGAACGAGCUGCGCUUUCUGCUAGUCUAUCUGCAUUCCGAAGCCACCGCCGAGGCAACGGCCUUCUGCCGGGGUGCCCUGGCCGACCCGGAGGUGACCGAGUUCGUCAACCGGCGAAUGCUGUUCUGGGCCUGUGAUAUGGCCUCGCACGAGGGCAAGCGGGUGGCCGCCACGCUCAGCGUUCGCACGCACCCCACACUGCUCAUCAUCGGUAUGCGCGCCAGCAAGAUGAUCAUCAUGGGCAGGCUAGAGGGCGAUUGCUCGGCCGAAGAGCUCAUCCGGCGCAUGGACACGGUUGUGGCGGACAACGAGGUGUGGCUGAGCCAGGCGCGCCAGGAUCGGCUGGAACGUGACUUAACGCAAACGUUGCGCCAGCAGCAGGACGAAGCGUACGAGCGGUCGCUGCAGGCCGAUCAGGAGAAACAGCGACGAAAACAGCUCGAACAGGACGAGGCCAGGCGCAUUCAGGAGGCGAUCGAAGCGGAGCGACGGGCGGAACAGCAGCGGAAGGAAGACAUCGAACGGCUGAAGCUGGAACUGGCCGACCAAGUGCCUUCGGAACCGGAAGCCGGCGCGCAGGACUCGAUCAGCAUAGUUUUCAAGCUUCCGAGCGGUUUGCGGCUGGAGAGACGAUUUCACAAUACCGACACAAUGACGGAUAUUUACAACUUUAUCUUCUGCCACCCUAACGCGCCGGAUUGCUUCGAAAUAACGACAAUCUAUCCGAAGCGCGCGCUAGAGUGUGUUCCGCAGGCACCCGGCGAAGGUCCCGGUCCAACGUUACUGCAGUCGGGGCUGAAAAACCGGGAAGUGCUAUUCGUGGCCGAUCUGGACGCGUAGUUUGGUAGGGCCUUUCUCAAAUCUAGCUGCAACUAACUGUGACCACCUUCGGGAUGGUUGCACUCGAUGCCGUGCAUCUUUUUGAUUUGUUUUUAAUUUCCACACCAAAAGAAGCACAAUCUAUCCGCACCAAGACCGUUUGUCUCUGCACUCCUGUUGAAAUGUGUUUGGCGCCGAAGGCCCUUCCACGGAGACCGAACUCAACACUGGUGCCUGCAUGCGACAUAGGUACAGCUCGUAUCUCAAACCAACCCCCUUUCCCCCCCGAAUGCCUUAAGUUAGGACCGAUUCUGUGUUCGACCAUGUCCACUACCAGUGUGAGAAAGUGUGAGACACAGCACUUCAGUAAACUAUCAGAGCAGGGACCCGGCGAAGUGCGGAAGUUGUGCGUAAGAGGAAUCGAUUUUAGACCGCCGCCUCCCCCCGGCAGCAUUAAUGUGGCAAUCGCGAAGAAAGGCAUAGCAGUGCACUACCAAAUCGAAGUACUUGUGAAUACUUACUUUCAUUCUUCGCAUAAAUGAAUAUAUUUACUGCAUAAAACCGUUGUACAAUCGAAAGCGACGAGAAUUAAGAACAGCGUAGCGCGGCCACGAAACCGUUGUAAACGAAUCGGCCAGCGUGUUGGGGCUGGUCGUUUUUUUCUUUAUGUGUGAAUUAAACCUUCAAUUGAAUGUACCGAGUGUUUCAAUACUGUCUGUACUGUCUGGUUCCUCAAAGUGGACGUUCCUUGGGAUAACGUUGAUCAUGGCCCGGGCUACUGAAAAUCGAAUGUGUUUUUACGGUGCUUCACAAAAAAUGAGAUCGUUUGAAAUGCGUUGUAGACUACAUUCAAUUUAUUAAUUUGCAAUUAUAAUGUAAAUAAGUUCUAUUGUAUAAUUCUGAAGCUUCCACGCGAGAGGCUUAUAGAGUAUGGUAAAA